Molecule: messenger RNA, 4092 nt
Organism: Physella acuta
Lineage: Eukaryota; Metazoa; Mollusca; Gastropoda; Physidae
Biological process (GO): regulation of cell cycle
Cellular component (GO): cytoplasm; nucleus
Source: RefSeq, a predicted model, not a curated record
ACACCCAAUCUUCAGACCUAUCGUUAACACCUAGACCUAGAUCUACAUUGAAAAGGAAAUUUAAAAACUGUGGAGUGCUGCGUACGUGUUAAUGUUAUAACGCGAUCCAGGAUUUUGUAAACCCUCAAAAUUGUGUACUGUCAAACCAAUUUCAUUCAUGUGGGGAUAUCAGAACAUUUACAAUGGAACCAAUCGAAAUUAAAUGAUGAUGUCUCUAAGUGUAAAUAUUGAAAUAUAAGCAAAAAAUUUAAUUAAUAUACAAGAAUGUUUUCUGAUUCUUGUAACAUGAUUCUACUGCCCAACAUUACCAGUUAUUGCCAACUGUGGCUAAUGACCUGUCAAUGUUUGACCACACACUUGAACUCAAUGAUUGAACCAAAUAACCAGCAAAUAAACAAGCUUUUCCAUGGAAAUAUAAAUCUAAAUCAUGGUGGCCUAACCUUGGACAUGAGAUACAAUAAAAAGAUUUGCUGUUUCAAGAAAUCAGUGGAUAAAGCAAGUUUAACUCAGUUCAGCUUGCAGUAUAAAUGGAGAUGUGUCUUUGUUCAGAGAAAAAGUGCAGUGUUUGUGUCUGAUGUGGGCACAGUUAAGCAUAGGCCUAUAUAUUCACCACAAUUAAAUACACUGGAAGAAAAUAAUAAUUUGUGCAAUGCUACUGAGGCAGGAAAUAAAAACAAAAUAAAAUGCAAAAUCAUUUUCAAGGAGGAAGAGAAUACACACACAAAAUUUCUUCAUUUAAUUUUAAAACAUGAUGACAUUUCAAGCUCUUUGUAUUGGUAUUUAUGUGAUUAUCCUAUAUUUAUACAUACAGUUAUAGCUUUAAUUGCCAUUUUUUAUGUUGCUACAUUGUUUUACAUCUUCAAAAAAGUUAAUUACAAAAAUGUUACUCUGUAUCUAAACAUAGACCCAGACACAGACAAGCUUUUAUUUUUGGUGAGAUUUAUUUCAAUGAAAAAUGUUAUAGGCCUACAUAGAAAAAUGACAUCUGUGACAUUAUCCGUCUCAAAUCUAAAGCCAAAAUUAAUUGUACACCUGGAUCCUUAUGUGUAUGAAAAGACAGUUUUCACUAACACUUUUAAGAUUGUUCAUCUGGCAAAAGAAAAAGUACAGUCUUUAUUUGAGAAAAUCAGUUCGCCAAUGUUCGGCUUCAAAAACCGUUUAGACGAGUACGCCUGUUACCCAGUCUUUGAAAUGUCGAGAGUUGCCUCGUUUAGGAAUGUUGAUUUUUCUACACUUCCCAACAUAGUUUAUGCUACCCAGCUGGCAGCAUCAGGGUUUUAUUACUCUGGGGAAGAUUUGAUGGUCAUCUGUGUGUCAUGUAGCAGUAGAGUUGAGCUGAGCCACUUCAUAUCUUCACCUGCCGGAAGACGCUACCAUGAAGAAAAUUGUAGCUUUGUUGAGGACGAAAGGGGAAAUUGUAGCUUUGUUGAAAAUAAAAGGGAAAAUCAAAGCUUUGUGGAAAAUAAAAAAGAAUAUGUGUGGAUUUCUUCUGCUCCAACCAAGCAAAGUGGAGAUGUGUUAGAACCUGAGCAAGGGACAUCACUGUUGUCGGCUGGUCUGUCAGAAACGCAAACAAAUGUCUUUGGUCUGGAGAAUCAGCUUGCCUGUACAAAUAGUGAAUUUCUCAAGGUUAUCAAUUCAGAACUUCAAGAGGAAGAUAUUUUUGAUGUUAGCAGUUUAACAUCAAUAUCAGAGGAAGCUGAUGUUGAAACCCCUUUACCAAAGAUCAGAAGGUUCAUGUCCAGCAAUUCAUUGACAUCUUCUGCCAGUUUUUCAUCUGGCUACUCUUCAGCUUCCUCUGAAUCUUCAUCUGAAUUUGAGAUGCCCAGAAAGUUUUAUCAACUAGCAAACUUUGAGGCUGAGUAUGAGAUAUCAGUUGGAAAAUUUAGCCGUCUAACCCAAAGGCUGUUGUCAACUUGUAAAAAAAAUCCUGACCACUUAAACUUCAUCCCAUCAAAUGAUUUUCAACUUGAUCACCUCCCUCGUAAAUGUCAACACAGUGACGUUUUAAUCUUAAUUAAGCUUUACGCAUGUCUGACAGCAAAAAUAACAGUCUCCAAAACAAGUUCCAAACGACUUUCUAAUGACUCUGUUUUAAAAGAAUCCAGAACUACAAGAUACGGGACUGGAUGUGCAUUAGACAAGCCAAAUGAAAGUAACGAUGAGCCACAGGCUACAUUACAAAGCAGAUUUAAGUCUUUUGCAAAGAGAUCCUAUAGGAAAACUUGGUCAGUCUUUGUAGAAACAACCACCCAGCUUGUGUUUGACAAUGAAGAAGCAAAAAGCUGUACAGUGGAGCUUUGUUUGGAUCUGGCCAACAGAAGCAAGACAAAAUGUUUAAAAGGUGAACAAGUGCUACACAGCAACAUGCCAGGAGAGCUCAGGUCUACCCUGGUCUGUACUACAAAGGAUGUUCAAUUCAUCAAACAGCUUCAGCAAACUCAACAAGAUUUGGCAGAUAUACUUGCAACUAUUACAGACACAAUCAUGAAAUGUAUGGAAAAAUAUAUCUGGAUAAUUUCCUACCCACAUGGUAGUGAUAGAUGCAUCUCAAGUGGGGAGUUUAACCAUGUUAACUACAAGCUUCAAGUUGAAGAAGGAGACAGUAGCCUUUUAUCUGUGGAAAAAGUCCAUGGGCAUGAAGACAUUGCAAGUCUUAAAGAAGCUCUAACAUACAAGGUCCCCACCUGUCCAGGAUCCACUGGUGCUCCAAUCAUCACAGCAACUAGGUCACCUAUUGGGGCCAGCAAUCAGAUGCUAAAAAUAGAUGUCUGGAUGCAUUAUGGGAUUGAAAAUAGGGAAAACUGUGGAGUUUCUGUAAUGAGAACUUAUUUAAACAAAGAUUCAAUGCACCUGCCCAACCUUUUAUCAGCACCAGAGGUAUCUCAAGUUCUAGCCCUAGAUCACUCACCUCAUGUGAUGGUCCCACAAAUACCUGAGGUACAAGCUUCAGCAUGUGAGCCCCACUCACCUCAUGUGAUGGUCCCACACAUACCUGAGGUACAAGCUUCAGCACGUGAGCCCCACACACCUCAUGUGAUGGUCCCACACAUACCUGAGGUACAAGCAUCAGCACAUGAGCCCCACUCACCUCAUGUGAUGGUCCCACACCUCCCGACCCAACCAACACUUGGCCAUCGCACACACCCAGUGUACAGUGACCACAAGAAAAGACUGGACAGUUUUGUUGCUUGGCCAGCUAACAGCACUCACACACCACAGGAGUUAGCUGAUGCUGGGUUUUAUUGUACUGGUCAUUCUCAUUGUGUUCAAUGCUUUUACUGUGGACUGGUAGUAAAAUCAUGGAGCGCUGGAGAUGACAUUUUAUUUCAACAUCAGAAUAAGAGCCCUGGAUGUUGCUACUUGCAAGCUCAGUUGUGUGCUGGGUUGACCCCACUAGCCAGACAAGAUGAAACCUAUGCUGUAGCCAGACAGAUAUCCUCUUUGAGUCAUGCUAUUAAUCAGCCACAAGAGGUUACCAUAGCAACAGCACUGAUUCAUACUACCAUUAGUCAAAACUAUACCUCUGAAUCACUGAUACAUCAGGGAGAAAACAAUGACUGUCAUGCCGGUGUAGACAAUCAAAACUUCUCAAGUACACAGAAUUCACCACAGCCUUCUGGGAAAACAUCACAGGACUUCUCAACCAAUCAGGUGAUUUCCUCACCACACCCUAGUUCUAGUGACAACAACCUGCAGCAACCAACAGUACUUGUUGGAAAUAAAACAACACUGCUAGGUCUACUUGAGAGAGAAAACAGAACACUGAGUCACCAAACCCAGUGUAAAGUGUGCCAGAGUUCACCUGUCAGGGAUUUGUUCCUGCCCUGUGGACAUUUGUAUGCCUGCACAGAUUGCUCUCAACAUCUGGCUCACUGUCCUGCUUGUGGCACUCAGAUACUUGCCACAGUCACCACUUACUUUACCUGAAACUUGUAGCAGUCUAACUCUAGGAUUUAGCUAUGUCCUCUUGUCUGAUGUAAGGCUACAAAUGGUGCACAAAGCUCCAGAUGAUGCCAUCACAAGAGAUAUUAUAAAAUUAUGUUUAGGCCUAUAAAAAUAGAGCAGACCAGGCUUUGUGUGAUAAGAAUU